AUGUCAACAAACUUAUUUGAAGUUCCUGGCUGGAAAUUAGGAAAAGUAGUGCCUCAAAAAGAACAACGUAAUAAAAAACGAAAAAUAACACAAGAACAAGAAUUAGUUAUAAAAAAAAAGAAGUUAAAUAAUGGAAAUAACAAGGAAUGUAAAAUAAAUAAUGCAAAUCAUGCAAAUCAAAAAGAAAAAUUUGAUCAAAUCAAAGCUAAAAAGGACCAAAUCAAUAAAAAGAAUAAAAAAACUAAAAGUGUAGAUAAGAAUGAAGAACCAAAACAGCCUGAUAAGGAUAAUUCACGGAAAAGCAAUGAUUUGAAAAAUUAUGCAGCCAAACGUCAAAAGAAAGAACAAGUUGGGCAAAAGAAAAAGCAAGUCAAGUUAACGAAAUCAGGACAAAAGAACACAGAAAAUCCGUUUGCGGAUGCUGAUAAUUUCGAUUUAUCUGAAGAAGGUACUGGAAAAAUAAUACCACAACCAGAAAAACCAAAGAAUAAGAAACAAAAGGGAAAUUUAGACAAAAUGAAAAAGAAAUUAUCUGAGGGUAAAUUCCGUUGGAUAAAUGAACAAUUAUAUACGACAACUGGAUCAAAGGCUUUAGAAAUGUUUCAGAAAGAUCCUCACUUAUUUGAUGAGUAUCAUGACGGAUUUCGUUCAGCAGUUGAAUCAUGGCCCGAUAAUCCUGUUGAUAUAUUAUUGUCGUAUCUGAAACAAAAAUCCAAAGAAAUAGUUGUUGCAGAUUUGGGUUGUGGCGAAGGUAAGAUAGGAUUGGAAGCACCAAAUAAAGUGCUUUCAUUCGAUCUGAUCGCCAAACACGACAAAGUUAUUGCGUGUGAUAUUGCAAAGUUGCCAAUUCCGGACAGCUUCUUUGAUGUCGUGAUAUUUUGUUUAUCUCUUAUGGGAACUAAUUAUGUUGAUUUUCUCAAGGAAGCAUAUCGUGUAUUGAAACCAAGCGGAGAAUUAAAAAUUGCUGAGGUGGUAAGUCGGUUUUCUGAUAUUAAUUCGUUUAUCGAAGUUCUCGCCGAGUUGGGAUUUAAAUUAAUAAAGAAGGAUGAUACAAAUAUAAUGUUUAUUAUGUUGGAUUUUGUCAAGACAAACCCUCGCAAGACGAAAAAAUCAAAAUUGUAUAAUUCCAAAGAUUUAUUAAAACCAUGCGUUUAUAAAAAACGUUAA
Messenger RNA from Funneliformis geosporum, 1167 nucleotides. NCBI's taxonomy places the organism in Eukaryota, Fungi, Glomeromycota, Glomeromycetes, Glomerales, Glomeraceae. The record is from the annotation of a GenBank genome assembly.